Xenopus laevis (African clawed frog) is the source of this 1431-nucleotide messenger RNA. RefSeq names its product LFNG O-fucosylpeptide 3-beta-N-acetylglucosaminyltransferase S homeolog (gene lfng.S). Gene Ontology annotation, biological process: pattern specification process. Gene Ontology annotation, molecular function: glycosyltransferase activity; O-fucosylpeptide 3-beta-N-acetylglucosaminyltransferase activity. Gene Ontology annotation, cellular component: Golgi membrane; membrane. The record is from RefSeq and is marked provisional. Lineage: Eukaryota; Metazoa; Chordata; Amphibia; Anura; Pipidae.
AGGCUUCAAGAGGAUCGCGGAGGAGAGCGGUGUGUGUGAGCGCGCGUUAGAGAAGUUCAUGUUGGACAGUGUCCGUGUGUGUAUAAAGCUUAGCCUGUGGGCACGUAGUUCAUAUAGAGGAGGAGAGAAGGUAGCGCUGUAAGCAAGAUGCUGAAGAACUGGGGGAAGAAGCUGCUGCUGUCUAUAGUGGGUGCAACUCUCACCUGCCUGCUGGUGCUCGUGGUGGAUCAGCAGAGUCGGCACAUGCUGGAGACACAGAGUGACCAUGAGCCCGGGUCCGCCGCCGCUGUCCAUUUACGGGCAGAUUUGGACCCCGCCAACCCCGGGGAUGGGGGAGACCCCGCUAACAGCGCCCAGGAUUCCGGCACCUUCUCGGCUUAUUUCAACAAGCUCACCAGGGUGAGGAGAGACGUGGAGCAGGUGGCGGCCCCAUCCAAAGAUUCCGCGGCUCCCGAGGAAGACAUCACCGCCAACGAUGUGUUUAUAGCCGUGAAGACCACCAAGAAAUUCCACCGCUCCCGAAUGGACCUGCUCAUGGACACGUGGAUCUCCAGAAACAAGGAGCAAACUUUCAUCUUCACUGAUGGGGAAGACGAAGAGCUUCAGAAAAAGACAGGCAAUGUCAUUAGUACAAACUGCUCAGCUGCUCACAGUCGCCAAGCCCUUUCCUGCAAGAUGGCAGUGGAAUAUGACAAGUUCAUAGAGUCUGACAAGAAGUGGUUCUGCCAUGUGGAUGAUGAUAACUAUGUAAAUGUCCGGACGCUAGUGAAACUGCUUUCUCGUUACUCCCACACCAAUGAUAUUUACAUUGGGAAACCCAGCUUAGACCGGCCAAUCCAAGCUACAGAGCGCAUCAGUGAGAGCAAUAUGCGUCCUGUCAACUUUUGGUUUGCUACUGGAGGAGCCGGCUUCUGUAUUAGCCGAGGGUUGGCCCUUAAAAUGAGUCCAUGGGCAAGUGGAGGACAUUUCAUGAAUACAGCAGAAAAGAUCAGGCUCCCCGAUGACUGCACCAUUGGUUAUAUCAUUGAGUCUGUGCUGGGAGUGAAACUUAUUCGCAGUAACCUCUUCCAUUCGCAUCUGGAGAAUCUGCAUCAAGUUCCCCAGAGUGAGAUCCACAAUCAGGUGACCUUAAGUUAUGGGAUGUUUGAAAACAAGAGGAACGCCAUUUUGAUGAAGGGUGCCUUUUCUGCAGAGGAAGAUCCUUCACGGUUCCGGUCUGUCCACUGCCUACUAUACCCAGAUACUCCCUGGUGUCCGUGGAAAGCUGCUUACUAGAAGACCUCAAAUCUUCUGCAAACUCGUCCCAAGUUUUCCCUGGUAUCCAAAGGGCUUGUGGGACCUGUACGUUGUCCUGUGCUGUGAAAAUUGCUUGUAUUUUAAUUCUGUGCUUAUCGCACAGUGUUAUGUUCUAUUAGGCUGCUGUGCGGCCGC